CCUUGAGCUCGUCCUCGGAUCCGGCUGUGCUGCAGCACGGCCUGGUAUGGUGACCGAGCCGCGCACACGGACCCCACCAGAACCACCACCGCGACCAGAGCAGACGAGUUCAUCUUCAGCGCCGCAGAGGAGACUCGACAGAAGUUUGAAGAAGUUUCUCCCCAUCAGCAGCAGCAGCAGGAGGGGAGGAGGAGUUGGCGGAGGAAGAGGAGGAGCAAGAGCGGAGCGAGGGGGAUGAAGGAGUGAACCGAGGUGAACACCAGUGGACUCUGGGCCGUUUCAUUAUGCCGGUCCAGAUUCCGGACGACUCGGACUUCACCUCAUUCAAGGAGCAAUGCCUGAGUUUGGAUGGUUGGGAGAGCCGGUACAGCCGGGGAGGGGUGACGGUCUGGUGCCUGCAGGAGGAGAGCCGGACACUCCAGAAGCUCAAGAUGAGGAUGGUGUGCAAAGGUGUGACGGCAGAGACGCUCUACGAUGUCGUCCAUGACACCAGCUACCGCAGGAAGUGGGACACCAACAUGAUAGACACCUAUGACAUCGGACGGCUGACGGUCAACACUGACGUGGGAUACUACUCCUGGAAGUGUCCACCUCCACUGAAGAACCGAGACUUUGUCACCAUGAGGUCUUGGCUUCCUCUGGGCAGCGACUAUCUAAUCAUCAACUCCUCAGUCAAACACCCGCAACACCCUCCAAGGAAGGACUUGGUACGAGCCGUGUCAGUGCUCACCGGGUACUUCAUUCAAUCUAAUGGAGCCAACUGCUGCACCCUUUACUAUCUCACUCAGGUGGACCCCAGAGGUUCCUUACCAAAGUGGGUGGUGAAUCGAGUCUCGCAGUUUGUCGCGCCAAAGGCCAUGAGGAAGAUCUACAAGGCAUCUCUGAAGUACCCGGAGUGGAAGAGGAAGCACAAUCCUAGCCUGAAGCCGUGGUUGUACCCAGAGCAGAACACACUGCCGUGCGUCACUGCCGCUGAGCUCUCUGUGCAGCGGGCCGACUCCCUGGAAAACAUCGACGAGAGCUCGGUUGGCGAGGACCGGGCCGCAGUGAGCGACGACGAUGAGACGUAGUCAUGGGAGCGCUCACACGUUGGAGUCCU
This is a messenger RNA of Synchiropus splendidus (mandarinfish), 1099 nucleotides long. RefSeq names its product StAR-related lipid transfer (START) domain containing 15 (gene stard15). The record is from RefSeq and is a predicted model, not a curated record. Gene Ontology annotation, molecular function: lipid binding. NCBI's taxonomy places the organism in Eukaryota, Metazoa, Chordata, Actinopteri, Syngnathiformes, Callionymidae. The coding region runs from base 285 to 1070 and encodes 261 amino acids. The transcript is spliced from 7 exons.